UUUACUAAUGACACAAGUAUAUUGAAGACAAACAACAAUGGAGGCUUGUAAUGCUGUCGAACGUGAAGUUGACAAAGUUUUAUUAAAAUUUGGUGCUAUCAACGAACAUGCGGAUACAGUUUUACGAGAUUUAAUAAAUCACAGUGAGUCGUUAAAAAAAGAAUUAGAAGAAGCACCACCUGAUCAUGAAUUAACACCAGGUCAAGUGCAAGUGUUAAAACAGGCAAUGUCAAAGGUUCGUGAUAUUGUACAACGUUUGGCUACCGAUCACCGAGACUUACACAGUACAGUAUCAAAAGUGGGAAAAGCUAUUGAUAGAAAUUUUAUUGCUGAUUUUGCAAGUACGAGUAGAGAAGAUGUAUUUUCUGGUCCAGAAAAAUCUCACCUUCUUAAUCAAGUUAUCUGCCAACAUUUCUACCGUCAAGGAAUGCUGGAUAUCGCAGAUGAAUUAGCAACAGAAGCAGGAAUUAAAACCGAUGAAGGUAGGAAAGAACCGUUCACAGAAUUGAAUUAUAUACUUGAUUGCUUGAAGCAAAGAAAUUUAGAACCUGCACUUGAAUGGGCUAAAAAGCACAGAGAAGCCCUAUUAGCGCAAAAUUCAUCUUUAGAAUUUAAGUUACAUAGAUUACAUUUCAUAAGACUUGUACAACAAGGACCUACAAAACAAACCGAAGCAAUAAUGUAUGCACGUCAAAAUCUUACACAAUUUGUUGGACGUCAUGAAAAAGAAGUACAGGCUUUAAUGGGAACAUUACUUUAUUUACCUAACGGAAUAGAAUCAUCUCCGUAUAGCCAUUUAUUAGAUCCUACAUUAUGGCUCGACAUUCAUGAUGUUUUUACUAAAGAAGCAUGUACAUUAUUAGGCCUAAGCGUUGACAGUCCGCUCUCUGUUUGUAUCAAUGCUGGAUGUACCGCACUUCCUGCUCUUCUUAAUAUUAAACAGGUCAUGCAACAAAGACAAGUAACUGGUAUAUGGAGUGGUAAAGAUGAACUUCCGAUCGAAAUAGAUUUGGGUAAACAGAGUCGUUAUCAUUCUGUUUUUGCAUGUCCGAUUCUUCGGCAACAAAGUACAGAAAAUAAUCCACCGAUGAAAUUAGUUUGUGGUCAUGUAAUAUCAAGGGAUGCAUUAAAUAAGCUCACCAAUGCGAACAAGUAUGUUAGCAUAACGAGAAGAUUGAAAUGCCCGUACUGUCCUGUGGAACAAAAUCCAGAAGAUGCUAGACUUAUAUACUUCUAGAUAACUGUGAUAUAAAUAUAGAGAAGAAUUUAUUGUUAAAUUAUAUACAUAUAUAUAUUUAGUUUUGCAAUUUUUUCUUGUCUGAUAAUUAGGUUCCAAUGAUAGGACAAAAUAUUACAUUUGUGAGAAGAUGCAGAAGCAGCAGUAACAGCAGCAUAUUUAAUAUUUUUAUUAUUAUUUUAAGGAAAUUCUCAUGCUUAUGAUGCUUAAAAUCAUUUACUUUUUUUCUAUAUAUUAAAAGAAGAUUUAUGCUAAUGUAAUUAAUUACUAUUAACACUUAAUUAUUUCUCAUAUGUAAAAGACUGAUUUUCAAGCAGUAGUGUAUAAUAAUUAACAUAGUUUUUUUCUUUUAUUUGCAAUUAUCUAUUAAAAAUGUUGCUCUCUU
Molecule: messenger RNA, 1622 nt
Organism: Polistes dominula (European paper wasp)
Lineage: Eukaryota; Metazoa; Arthropoda; Insecta; Hymenoptera; Vespidae
Gene: Sou
Product: required for meiotic nuclear division 5 protein souji
Biological process (GO): proteasome-mediated ubiquitin-dependent protein catabolic process
Cellular component (GO): cytoplasm; nucleus; GID complex
Molecular function (GO): protein binding; ubiquitin protein ligase activity
Source: RefSeq, a predicted model, not a curated record